CUGCCUCUCACAAGGAUCUACUACCGGUUUGUGGAUCUGCUGUGGACUGUGAUGCAACCAGCUGUAAGGAUAUUUUCUCAACUUCCCAACAAGUUUUGCCGUUUCAGUCAGAAAAAUCACACCUCGAACGAGAGUGUGGAUUAAAGCUGUAGGAUUUGUUGUUCGCUUCUAUGUUUCCGUUGAAUCGGUCGGACAGUAAUGCUGUCAUUUCUCCCUUAGCUUGUUAACGUUAGCAACUCCAUUUGUAGAUGGAAGCUAGCACGCGUUGUUUUUUUGUUUGAUUUCGCUCGUUUUUUAAGAGUAAUCCUCGUUAAACUCAGUCUCCCGUCGUCUCCUCUUUGCUAGUGUUAUACCCCCAUCCGCUGGGCCUCCAUAUGUACUUAUUUUGAAGAGCUGGGUGCCAGUGGAGUCACCCCACCUGUACCGUCCUGUUGAGUGGAUCUAUCUGUAAAUGGCCACCGCCGCCGCCCCUCCAACCCCUGGCCCUACCGCGGCCACUGAAAACCCAGGUCCCGGAUCCAGCAGCUCGACUGCGGCCGACAGUGGCAACCAGGACAGCACGUUUGAGUGCAACAUAUGUCUCGACACCGCCAAGGAUGCAGUGAUCAGCCUGUGUGGACACCUCUUCUGCUGGCCUUGCUUGCACCAGUGGUUGGAGACCAGACCAAACAGACAAGUGUGUCCAGUGUGUAAAGCUGGCAUCAGCCGAGACAAAGUCAUCCCCUUAUAUGGGCGAGGAAGCACAGGUCAACAAGACCCCAGAGAAAGAACACCCCCUCGACCACAGGGGCAAAGGCCUGAGCCAGAAAACCGUGGUGGCUUUCAAGGGUUUGGCUUCGGAGAUGGUGGUUUCCAAAUGUCGUUUGGAAUCGGCGCUUUUCCAUUUGGUAUUUUUGCUACAGCUUUUAACAUCAAUGAUGGAAGACCUCCUCCAGCUCCUGGGACACCCCAGCACAUGGACGAACAGUUUCUGUCUCGACUCUUCCUGUUUGUUGCCCUGGUGAUUAUGUUUUGGCUGCUGAUUGCAUAAAAGCGUGGAAAUCACGGUUCACACCUAUGUGAUUCUGCCUUCAAACAUG
Acanthopagrus latus (yellowfin seabream) is the source of this 1079-nucleotide messenger RNA. It is a transcript of the gene rnf185, whose product is annotated as ring finger protein 185. The coding region runs from base 452 to 1030 and encodes 192 amino acids. The record is from RefSeq and is a predicted model, not a curated record. Gene Ontology annotation, biological process: ubiquitin-dependent protein catabolic process. NCBI's taxonomy places the organism in Eukaryota, Metazoa, Chordata, Actinopteri, Spariformes, Sparidae. Gene Ontology annotation, cellular component: endoplasmic reticulum. Gene Ontology annotation, molecular function: ubiquitin-like protein conjugating enzyme binding; metal ion binding; ubiquitin protein ligase activity. The transcript is spliced from 6 exons.